CAGAGAGAAAUGCUGAAGGGGUGGGCUGGGCGAAAAUCUCCCAAGACUUCCCGAAAGUUCUUGAUAUGACAGCUAGGUCAGCAAUCGUCUGUGUGCAGACUCGGGUAUCACGAGGUGUGUCGCUCGCCCUGCAGUGAGCUAUCCUUGCCAAGCUCUCACCAGGGACGAUGGAAUCCAUGAACAUGCUUCUAGUGCUGUUCAUGGUCACAGUUCUCUGCUGUGUUAAGGUAAAAAGCAUAUCCCAAGAUGAAGUAGACGAGAUCGGCCAGUCCCUCCGCAUAAAAUACGACGUUCUUGACAAUUUCAUCGACGCAGACAAGAAAUACUUAGCCCGCGUUACCCUUAGCAACACUGGACGGCUGAACAUCACUAGAGGCAAUUGGGGGCUGUAUUUCUGCAGCAUACGUAUCAUAGAGCCAGACCACCUCCCGCAUAACCCUAGCGGUUACGUUAUACCGGGAGGAUCUGGGAUCAAAGUCACUCAUGUGAAUGGCUGUUUGCAUAAGUUGGAGCCGACGAGUGCGUUUAAGGGUGUGGCCACAGGGCGGGAACUGGUACUAGAAUUCAAGGUGAAAUAUUUCGCAGUUGCCCGUACCGAUAUUCCCCCAAACUGGUACAUCGCCGCACCUUCCCUGAAACCCCAGAUAAUCAACAACACUGCAGGCGGGGCACUAGACUUUGUCGGUGACUUUAAAACCCCAAGACAAUACAAGCGCUGUACUGUGGAUAAAUAUCACCCAUAUUCACCCGAAGAGAGAUACGAUAAGGUGGAUAUUGAGGAUUUGGGUGAAGCGCCGUUGCUGCUUGUUCCCUCGCCGGUCUCGAUUACAGGACCUUGUGGGACAUCAAGGGUGGUCUUGAACGAGAGCGAGUGGAGGAUUGUUUAUGAUGAGCCUCUGACCGAAGAGGCAGAGUACUUGGCAGAGAAACUUAACCUGACAAAAGAAAUGAAAGGUUCAAGCAAGACCCAAAGAUCAGUAAUCAGACUUUCUAUCGGUUCCCCUGUGGUUAUGGUGGACGGAAAGCUAUCGAAUAGCCUUGAGGCAUAUAAACUUGAUGUGAAUGAAGACCCAAGUGUUGUCAUAAUAGGGAAGGGUAGAGCUGGCGUGUUCUACGGUAUUCAGACCCUCCUUGGGAUUAUUGAUACAAACAAUUCCAUUCCUAGCAUAUUGACAAUAAGAGACUCCCCCAGAUAUGAGUAUCGCGGUAUGCAUCUCGAUGUUGGCCGGAACUUCAAGACGAAAGAGACCGUUAAGAGACUCCUGGACGCCAUGGCAACCUACAAGUUGAAUAAGUUUCACUUUCACUUAACUGAGGACGAGGGAUGGAGACUUGAAAUCCCUGGGCUGGAAGAACUCACUUCGGUGGGUUCUAAGCGCUGUCACGAACUCAAGGAGCAGGAGUGUCUGCUCCCUCAGCUCGGCUCGGACCCAAACGGAUCUAAGGUCAAGCAGUUUUACAGCGUGCUCGAUUACAAAGAGAUCUUGGAGUACGCCGAGAAAAGACACAUCGAAGUUAUACCAGAGAUCGAUAUGCCAGCUCAUAGUCGUGCAGCCAUAAAGGCGAUGGAGGCGCGCUACCAAAGAUUUAAAAAGAUCGGUGAUGACAACAAAGCUCAGAAAUAUCUGCUUACAGAACCAGGUGAUCCCUCGCGAUACAUUUCCGUUCAAUGGUUCACCGACAACGCAAUAAACCCAUGCAUGGAAUCCACAUACACUUUUGUGAAACACGUGGUCAAAGAGAUAGUGCGGAUGCACCAACAUUUCCAAAAGCUAAAGAUGUUUCACUUUGGCGGCGAUGAAGUAGCCCACGGCGCUUGGACCAACUCCACCGCGUGCAAAAAUUUUGCGAGAAGACUUGGUCUGAAGUUCUCUUCUGCGGAUAUUGUUGACAAGUUAAAGGAAUACUUUGUCCAGAGAGUCGCGAAUAUCACAAAGGAUGAAAGCCUGGAUCUUGGAGGCUGGGAGGACGGAAUGCUAGGCCCAAAGUUUGUACCGUAUGACAGGGAAAGUAUCAAGAGCUCCCAAGUGUUUGCUUACGCGUGGAGAGGAGGGGGUCAACGCGCGUAUAAUCUCGCUAACGCUGGUUAUAAGGUCAUUCUAUCCCAGGCCACCCAUCUCUACUUUGAUCACCCGUACGAGCCUGAACCGGAGGAGCGUGGGUACUACUGGGCCGCUCGGUUCACGGACACUCGUAAAACAUUUGGGUACCUUCCGGAAGACCUGUACGCCAACGUAAAGGUGACGAAAUGGGGAGAGCCAUUAGACCGGACGGCUUUAUGCAAAGAACCCAACUCCUGUCCUCCCCUAAACAAGACAGAAAACAUCUUGGGCAUGACGGGGGCCCUGUGGACUGAAACUGUGCGAACCGCUGACCAGAUGGACAGCAUGGUUUUUCCACGUCUUCUGGCACUAGCAGAGCGCGCGUGGCACAAGGCAUCAUGGGAAGAUGUUAAAGAGGAAGAGGAGAGAAAUAGAAAAGAAAAGGAGGAUUGGGAAAAGUUUGCUAAUUUUCUUGGGUAUAAAGAACUUGGAAGACUUGACAAGAUGGGCAUUAAAUACCAUAUCCCUGUCCCUGGGGCACGAGUGGAUGGCUCGAAAGUCAAGGUGAGGACUGUGCUACCAGGCCUUCCAGUCCACUUCUCUACAGAUGGCGAGGUUACCUGGCUCAACAUCACAGAUUCGACUCGGGUGACUGGAAAAGUAAAACUUGCUACAAGGUCAGCGGAUGGUUUGCGUCUGAGUCGGAGCAUCGACUUUACUGUGGAAUCAAGUGCUUCUAAACGUGUCAGCAAUUUCGUCUUUGCUUUUUCAGUUGUCCUUUUCACACGGAUGAUAUCACAAUAAGCCAUUUAUCUGGAAAGCAAAAGCUGGACACUCAAGAAUAGAAGGAAACAAGGAUGUAUUUAGGGAAGAGAGUCUUGGUGAUUUAUUUUCUUAAAGCCGCAUUGUCACCAGUUUACUUCCGGAGGUCCGACGGAAACCUCAACCGAAU
Messenger RNA from Nematostella vectensis (starlet sea anemone), 2994 nucleotides. Its product is annotated as beta-hexosaminidase. Gene Ontology annotation, biological process: glycosaminoglycan metabolic process; ganglioside catabolic process; carbohydrate metabolic process. Gene Ontology annotation, molecular function: polysaccharide binding; beta-N-acetylhexosaminidase activity. The record is from RefSeq and is a predicted model, not a curated record. The coding region runs from base 168 to 2846 and encodes 892 amino acids. Gene Ontology annotation, cellular component: membrane. NCBI's taxonomy places the organism in Eukaryota, Metazoa, Cnidaria, Anthozoa, Actiniaria, Edwardsiidae. The transcript is spliced from 11 exons.